Olea europaea var. sylvestris is the source of this 946-nucleotide messenger RNA. Its product is annotated as myb-related protein 308-like. Bases 51 to 899 code for a protein of 282 amino acids. The transcript is spliced from 3 exons. Lineage: Eukaryota; Viridiplantae; Streptophyta; Magnoliopsida; Lamiales; Oleaceae. The record is from RefSeq and is a predicted model, not a curated record.
UGUUACAUAGUGUCUGUAAGAGAGAGAGAGAGAGAGAGAGAGAGAGAGAGAUGGAGAUAAGUCCUUAUUAUGAGAAAAAUACAGUGAAGAAGGGAUCUUGGACUCUAGAAGAGGAUAGAAAGUUAACAGCGUAUGUGACUAAGUACGGCUGUUGGAAUUGGCGUCAAAUUCCCAAGUAUGCAGGAUUAGCUAGGUGCGGAAAAAGUUGCAGACUUCGAUGGAUGAAUUAUCUGAGGCCAAAUAUCAAAAGAGGCAACUACAGCAUUGAAGAAGACGAGAUGAUCAUUGAACUACACAAAUUACUUGGGAAUAAAUGGUCAGCCAUUGCAGCCAACUUACCAGGAAGAACAGACAAUGAUAUAAAAAACCAUUGGCACACCUCCCUCAAGAAACGCUCAAAAGAAGUUUUCAUCCCUGACGAACCACUAACCAGGACGAGAAGUUCGAAAAAAGAUCAAAAUAUAUCAUCAAACGUUGAAAAUGAUGACAUUUCGAAAAGUAGCUCCCUCAAGAAAUGCUCAAAAGAAAUUUCCAUCCCUGACAAACCACUCCCUGGAAGCAGCAGGACGAGAAGUUGGGAAAAAGAUCAAAAUUUAUCAUCAGUCCUUGAAAAUGUUGACAUUUUGAAAAGUUCAAAAAAUCCACCCCAGCCAGCAUCGAGUCAGUUUUCCACUUCCACUAUGGAAACAGAUGCUACCAACCGCACAAAUGUAGCAGCAGAGUUUGCAGAAUUAAAUGCUGAAGAUGGUGGAAACUUUUGGACUCAGCCAUUUUUGCUAGAGGGAAGUACUAACGAUAUUCAUGGACCAUUGGUGGAAUCUGAGCUUCAGUGUUCAUAUUUUGCUUCCCACGGUGGAGAAUUUGUAUACUCUACUGGGGUUGAUCUAUUUACUUGGUGAAAAUUACAGAAAGAUCUAUUUGUUGGAUAAUUUAAUACUUUAAAUUA